AUGGCCGACUCUAAUAUUUCUGGCGAGGCCGUGCCGCUGACGAACCGGCCGUCGACUAUACUUGGCUUGACUAUUUCGUUUUUGCUGUUCUCGUGGAUUUGCGUCGCCGGUCGACUGUAUACUCGAGUUAAGAUCAUUCGGUCACCGGGAUGGGAUGAUUUGUUCGUCGUCCUUUACUUGUUCACGACUACUGCCGGGACGAUUGCCAUAUGUCUCUCGGUUGAUCAUGGCCUAGGUCAACAUGUUGCCACUCUAGAUCCGUCUACGGUAAUGAAUUACCUCAAGUGUUUCUACGUCAUGAACGCGGCCUACGUCAGCUCGACCACUUUCAUCAAACUCGCCUUGAUGUUCCAGUAUCUUCGAAUUUAUGAUCAAGCCACCAUGAUGUACCGCACCUGCCAGGCUGUGACUAUCUUCACUGCUUUAUGGGGAUUCGCCUAUUCCUUUAUCGCCUGGGUACCUUGCUUCCCUAUCUGGCAGUUCUGGACAGGUGACCCAGGUGCCCAAUGCUACGGAUAUGGGUCGAUCAUACCAACGCAAUUCGUGGCUACGUAUGAGACCCACUCGGCUAUCAACAUGGCCCUCGAUAUAAUGGUUUUAAUCAUUCCCUUGCCUCUAUUCUUCCAGAAAGGGACGAAGUUUACGCAACACCUACGACUGUUUGGCCUCAUAUUCAUGGGAACGGUCGUAAUCUGCAUCGCAAUCUGGCGUCUGGCAACGAUAAUCAAGCAUCAAGCCGCCACCUGGCCGAUCUGGGACCCGACCUGGUACGCCCCCAUCAGCAUCAUACUCGCCAUGCUCGAGAUAGACACCGCCGCCGUCUGCGCCAGCGUGCCCAUCUUCUGGCCCUCGCUCAGCAACCAGGUAUCCAAAAUCUUCGUCACACAGGAGAUCAAGAUCACACGCGAGACGCGCUACGCCCACGCCGAUGAGGAGUCUCAGUUGACGCAGUCUCAGCACAGUCGGAUGGGGAGCGAGGCCGAUCUGAAGCGUCAGGAGAGUACGAGGAAGAUGGAUGCGCAUUAUCAUGAUUCGUAUAUACUUAGGCAGGUCGAUCCGUUGAGGAGUCCAGGGGAGUCGCCUAGGGUUGAGGUUGAGGUGGAGGCGAUUGGGUUUAAUAGUAUGAAGACGAGGAAGUGGUAA
This is a messenger RNA of Pseudomassariella vexata, 1143 nucleotides long. RefSeq lists its product as uncharacterized. The coding region runs from base 1 to 1143 and encodes 380 amino acids. The record is from RefSeq and is a predicted model, not a curated record. The transcript is spliced from 6 exons. Lineage: Eukaryota; Fungi; Ascomycota; Sordariomycetes; Amphisphaeriales; Pseudomassariaceae.